UAUCCUCUCUGCCUUUUUAAGCCUCUCUCCUCAGAUUCAACCUAGUCACCGGCCGACUAACCUUAGAAAUGGACUCACCACAGAGGUAGAGGGGACAUAAAAGAAGUCUCGCUGUGAGGAGGCAUGGGCAUCUUAUUAAAACAGCAGGAAAGGCACUUGGAUUUGAGCCAAAUAGGAUCUCUCCCUGUGUGCUCUGACCGGAUUUGGGGAAAUGUGGAUUUACUUGUUGAGGUGCUCUCCUUCGCUGUCCUCUGUGACUGGUGAAUAAGUUCAGCCAGUCCUGAAAGCUUGGAUUGGCGUCAGGUUUUGGCUUGACUUAAUAGCAGAAAUAUCCAAGUAACUUAUUCUCUGUGAGACUUCUGUUUGGGACCGAAUGUGGAGAUGGAGGACCGCUUUGUAGAAUCUACGCUAAUAGAUUUUGUCAGUGACAUGAACCUGAUGGAGUAUCCGCAAAAAUGCCCUUUGGGACCGAAACGGCAGGAUGAUAAUGAUGACGCAUCUGGCGUGGACAACCAGACACGACUGAGCGACUCGCCCUGGAGCGACCUGGAAAACGCGGAGCUCUGCACCGAGCAUCUGGUGAUGGGCGCACCGAAGUACUGCAGCCGUGGGGCGCACGGCCAUCACAGCAAGUCUAAACGGAGGAGGAUCAUCACUGUGGUCCAGCGGCAGGCGGCCAAUGUGCGGGAAAGGAAGCGGAUGUUUAGCCUGAAUGAGGCGUUUGAUGAACUGAGGAGGAAAGUCCCCACAUUCGCCUACGAGAAGAGACUGUCCCGUAUCGACACACUCCGUCUGGCCAUCGUCUACAUCUCCUUCAUGACGGACCUGCUGGAGAACACCUGAGUCCUAAAAGUCCAAUAUGAACUUUAUUCUUUGGAGAUUGGACUGAGUUUAUUACUGAAAUGGUUGAACAGAUUAACUGUUCUAAAUGUACAUUUAUCCAAACUGUGAUUUGAGUCAGUUUCUGAAAUCUUAGAAUUAGACAACACAUAUUUGAAACUA
Molecule: messenger RNA, 1002 nt
Organism: Etheostoma cragini (Arkansas darter)
Lineage: Eukaryota; Metazoa; Chordata; Actinopteri; Perciformes; Percidae
Gene: ferd3l
Product: fer3-like protein
Exons: 1
Coding region: 382-843 (153 amino acids)
Biological process (GO): regulation of transcription by RNA polymerase II; developmental process
Molecular function (GO): RNA polymerase II transcription regulatory region sequence-specific DNA binding; DNA-binding transcription factor activity, RNA polymerase II-specific; protein dimerization activity
Source: RefSeq, a predicted model, not a curated record